This is a messenger RNA of Protopolystoma xenopodis, 300 nucleotides long. The record is from the annotation of a GenBank genome assembly. Lineage: Eukaryota; Metazoa; Platyhelminthes; Monogenea; Polystomatidea; Polystomatidae.
AUGUGUGAAAGUGUUGUUCAACCACUUGGACGACCUCGAGGCCGGGCAGUCUUUAACGCUUCUCUUCGACGAACGGGUCCAACUCGCCAGUUCGGCAUGAGGCACUGCGGUACAGGAAAUCGCAAGUCUCGUGGUCGUCUUCAUGCUGAGCAACAGCAUGGCAGAACCGAAAUGCAUUCCAAGCGUGACCUGAACCAGACGAUACAGACCGGAGGCUUAGUGCCUGCUAUGGUUACUCUCGGCCCGAAGUCUAACUCAACUGGACCGCUCAGUUGGCCAGGUCCGGUCGAGCUCGUCUGA